AAUUACCAUAUCAACUCUAGAUAGAUUUUGAAGAAAAAAACCUUUCCCAUUACCAUUUUUUCCCUCCCACCCAUUGUGACCAAUUUUUCUCCUCCACCCUUUUUUCCCACCCUUUUCACCCUUUUUUCCCUUCCAUCAUUGUGGAUGGUCUAAUCAUGUAGUCAUUUGAAUAGCUGAUUUAGCUGAUUAUACUAUUGUGUGCUUAGAGCAAGGUUGUCAAAUCGGCUUAUAUUGUUAUGUUGGUUUAGCAAGUGAUAUGAUCAAAUCGGUGUGUAGCCCGACAUAUGUCGGUUUUAUCAAAAUAUGCAGGAAAACUGAGAAACUAGUAACAGCAUGUCGAAACAUUGUUUCACAAUUACGCUCGAUUUGGUGAACUUACUAUAUCAUCAAUUUAUCUGCCAUACACAAUAGUUCAUUGUUAUUAAAUUAUGACUAUAGUGAUUUAUCGAGAAAAAAUAUCAGCGUAGUGUUACUGCAGUGAUUGCCCUGAAACUAAACUUUCGAAAUUCAAAUAAUAUUAUUGUUUGUGAUUAUGUCAAUUUUCUUAUGGGGAUGUGAAUAUGAUUUGCUUAUUAUCCAAACACAAUAUGCGUGGGAUGUGAUGUUGUACACUAGGCGUGGGUCAUGACUCGUGAAUGAUAUUAAGUAUCAACCCUUUUUUCCUCAUCUGCAAGUUUGCAUACUUGGCCUCCACGAAAAAGAUGCUCCGAUCCUCCACUUAGUACUUGCCCCAUUUUGUCUGCUUCUGAAGCAUAUUCCAAUUGGAAAGUCAAGGGCAUAACUGGAAACCCACUGUCAUAGCGCGAACCAUCUGGGCGUGGGUAGACUCGAUCACGUUCUCCUUUUUUUCCUUUAUAAACUCCACCAGUCAUUGGCCUUGUAACGUUUUACCCAUCCAUCAAGCUUCCUGCUCCGUUCAAUCUCUCUCUGAUCUAGCUCUCGUUUCCAUCGAAAAUGGCCAGAAAGUUCUUCGUCGGCGGCAACUGGAAAUGCAAUGGCACAACCGAGGAGGUUAAGAAGAUCGUCAAUGUUCUGAAUCAAGCUGAGAUUCCCUCUGAGGAUGUCGUCGAAGUUGUUGUCAGCCCUCCAUACGUGUUCCUUCCGGUGGCCAAAAGUUUGCUAAGGUCCGACAUCAAGGUUGCUGCCCAGAAUUGCUGGGUUCGCAAGGGUGGAGCUUUCACUGGAGAGAUUAGUGCUGAGAUGCUAGUGAAUUUGGACAUUCCUUGGGUCGUUCUUGGUCACUCUGAGAGACGAGCUCUGCUGAAUGAGUCGAAUGAGUUUGUUGGAGACAAAGUUGAAUAUGCACUUUCUCAAGGGUUGAAAGUGAUUGCUUGUAUAGGCGAGACACUUGAGCAGAGGGAGUCAGGAUCAACUAUGGCUGUUGUUGCUGCUCAAACCAAGGCAAUUGCAGAUAAGAUAAAAAGUUGGGACAACGUUGUCUUGGCUUAUGAGCCAGUAUGGGCCAUCGGGACAGGAAAGGUUGCAUCACCUGCUCAGGCUCAAGAAGUCCAUGCGGAACUGAGGAAGUGGCUUGCUGAAAAUGUCAGUGCUGAAGUAGCUCAAACAACUAGAAUUAUCUAUGGAGGCUCUGUGAACGGAGGAAACUGCAAAGAGUUGGCAGGGCAAGCAGAUGUUGAUGGAUUUUUGGUUGGUGGAGCUUCUCUCAAGCCUGAGUUCAUCGACAUCAUCAAGUCUGCCACGGUUAAGAAGAGCGCUUGAGGUUUGGAUUGGAAGCUGGAACUUUUUGUCAAUUAAGGGCAGGCUGAUGACUUCACUCGUUUGUUGUUGAAGUAGACUAAAAUAAAAUAAUGGCUUAUGAAUUAGUCCGUCUUUUUUUUUUGGACUGCGCCUAUGGUAUGCUGCAGCUGAAUUCUAGGGUACGGAGUUUUCCAUUUUAACGGGCGUGCUGAUUGUUGAAUACUUGAGUUUUUGAGAUGCAACGGAGGUAUAAAUGGUGUACUGUUUUAUUUAGUAGUCUGCUAUAAGCAUGAAUGAUCCCGUGUCGCUUCUCGACAAUGGUUUUCCCGUCUUCCCGUGGUAUGCUGUUUAAGAUUGUGAUAAGGAGCUGCCUAGAGUUGAGGACCUUAUCUUCUAUAAGGGCCAUAUUGCAGAUAAGAUAAACUUUCGACUAAGUAUUUAAUUUCAUUAAUAAUAACUAUAAUUAGUUAAAUGUUUCAGAUUUGGUCAUUCGUCCAAUUUCGUUAAUAUUUGAUUAUGUGGCAGGCAGUCAACUUUUAUAGCUGACUGUUAAACUUGUGACACGUCAAUUAAAAAAUAAAAAUUUAUUUUCUUAAAAUUUUCACCUCAUUUCUACUAUUAAAAAGAUAAAAGUAAAAAUAUUUUUUUUAUUAUUAAAAAACCUAGUCGUUCGCCCCUGCAUUUUCCCACCGCUGCCUCUCAAUCUCUCUUCUCGGUCCCCUGGCUGAUAAAGACUGAACGAGCUCCCUCCGAUUAACCUCUCUCCUCUCUGCUCGCAGUCGUCGCUCACUCUUUCGCGGGCAAGAUCGCCUGCGACUCUUCCAAAUUCGUAGCCGUCGCCACUCACUCAUUCACGCACAAAAUCUCAAUCGCUACUCACUCCUUUGCCCCGAGAUCACUCCGUCGCUCACUCCUUGCGUCGACGAGCUUACGAUUGCAGGAGAAGGAAGGGAAAUCAUGAGGAGCGAAGGCGACGAGAGCGGCUGAAGCGGUGGCGGUGGCAGAGCGUCUAAAGUGGUGGCAUCGAGUUAGAACCAUUGGGUACUUGGGUUCACUGUUGGGUAUAUGAAAUCCCCACAGUUUAAUAGCAGUAGCAGAUCGACGCGCAUGGUUUCAGCUGCCGCGAACUUUGUCAAUUGUGCUAGACACCAAGAUCUAGGUUUUAAUUGCCUCUUCGUCGUUACAAUCAAACAAAGCAUUGGCGGAAGCUUGACGCGGCGGGAUGCUUGAGCGAGGAAAUCAUCCAACCUCCUCAAAAUGCUAAACCAAAAGCACUCCUAUCUCUUGCUCACCCUUCUGUACUAGCGCUGAUGUGAGGCGGUGCGGCGGUUGGCAUGCAGAGCAACGAGAAGGCUGGAUAUGGAAGCAUAGCUCAGCAAAGAGUGGUUGCGAUGGUGGUGUGCGGGUGGUGCGACGGCGACGAGGGGCUGGAGCAGAGCUGGUCGCGGAAUUACGGCGACGACGAGGGGCUCCGAAUGGGAGUACCUAUAAUCCAUUAUCAGACGUUAAUUAGAGGCCCUCCGGGUCAUUCUUCUCACUUCAAUUAGAUAUUAUUAUUACUUUUUAUUUUUUUUUUAUUUUAAUUUAUUGUAAAAAUGAUGUGGAAAUUAUAUAAAACUAAUUUUUAUUAUUUUUAAACCGCUACGUCACUUAUUUAACGAUCAACUAUGAGGGUUGACUGCCACAUCAGACAAAGUUAACGGAAUUGGACGGAGGGUGACCAAAUUUGAACUGUGGAAUAUUUGUAGUGACCAAAUAUGAACCUUUUUAGUAAACUCAGUGACCAAACUUGCAAUUUACCCUAUAAAGCUAUCCCAUCUAAAGAAGGAUUUGGUGAAAUUUUACACCCAAAACAUAUACAAGUUUUUGUGCAAGAGAAACAAAGCAAGUUGCAGGAAAUAUUGGAAAUCCAACUAUAGAUUUCACGAAGGAAGCUGAUCCUUCUCCUAAUGCACUAAGGAAUAAGGAUUCCCAAUGCGG
Linum trigynum is the source of this 3678-nucleotide messenger RNA. The record is from the annotation of a GenBank genome assembly. NCBI's taxonomy places the organism in Eukaryota, Viridiplantae, Streptophyta, Magnoliopsida, Malpighiales, Linaceae.